AUGUUACAUCUUAAUUGCAAUUCAAUUGGGAAUGAAGGUGCUCAAUAUUUGGCAAAUGCAUUGAAGAACAACAUAUCUCUCACAACACUGAUAAUUUCUCGCAAUCAAAUUGGUCUUGAAGGAACGCGAUAUUUUACUAAUGCGUUAAGAAAUAAUACAACGCUUAAGAUUCUAGAUCUUGCACAUAAUCGAAUUGACAACGAAAGUAUCCAAUUAAUUGCCAAUGCAUUACAAAACAAUACAACAUUGACCACUCUACAUCUCGGUUGGAACCAGAUUGGUACUGAAGGCACACGCUCUCUGGGAAAUGCAUUAGAAACUAACAGUACACUCACAACUCUGGAUCUUAAUCAUAAUCAAAUUGGAGCUAUGGGUACACAAUAUCUCGCCAAAGCAUUAGAAUGUAACAUAACACUCAUAACUCUAGAUCUUACUCAUAACUAUAUCGGCAAUGAAGGCGCACGAUAUCUCACUGAUGCCUUACACAAUAAUAGGACGCUCACAAUGCUAAAUCUUGCAUGGAAUAAUAUUGACAAUGAAGCCACACAAUAUUUCAUGAAUGCGUUACAAAAUAACACAUCACUCAUAAAUCUGGAUCUCACCAGUAACAAAAUCGAUGUUCAAGGUGCGCAUUAUCUACUCAAUUCAUUAGAAAAUAAUAAAACACUUACAAAUCUAAAUCUUGCUAAUAAUCAAAUCACGAUUGAAGAUGUACAAUAUCUGCGAAACAUUUCAAAAGAUGCUUUAACACGAGUUCAGUUCUAA
Molecule: messenger RNA, 765 nt
Organism: Adineta steineri
Lineage: Eukaryota; Metazoa; Rotifera; Eurotatoria; Adinetida; Adinetidae
Source: the annotation of a GenBank genome assembly